This is a messenger RNA of Babesia microti strain RI, 1341 nucleotides long. RefSeq lists its product as hypothetical. Bases 1 to 1341 code for a protein of 446 amino acids. Lineage: Eukaryota; Apicomplexa; Aconoidasida; Piroplasmida; Babesiidae. The transcript has a single exon. The record is from RefSeq and is a predicted model, not a curated record.
AUGAAUCCAAGCGUUACGUUUUCCCUUGAACCGUACGGUCCCGGAGAUUGCCGUCUAUUAAGAUAUCUGCCUGGUGGAUUCCCAGUUUAUGAAGAUGCUUGUAGGGAGGGUAGUGUCAAUGCAUGGAAGAAUGCGGCACAGUCAUUAUGUUUGGCGGCUAGUUUGUGGGCCAGUCCGCCAAAACCCAGAGAUUGGGAAUUGGCCGGAAUAGCCCGCAUUGAAGCCAAUAAAUACUUAACUUCGGGAUGUAAACUUAUGGAUUUAAUGCUGGGUACAACCAAUAUGGAACGUGGGAAGAAGUUGAUGUCUACUGAACCUAUAGAUGUCGACAAAACCAGCGACGACAUUUGCAAAUCAUCUUACAAUGCUAGUUUAUCUGAGAUGUUGAUAGGGAUGACAGCCAGAGAUCAGUUGUUAGAAAUGCUAAUUGACAGAUGUAACAAAAUUGCUGGUGAUUUUGAUACCGAAUCUCAUACACUCAAUCUGUCUAAAACGUUUAUCUGUAUCUGCCAACAACUACGACAGUAUUUCAAAAUUUCCCGGAUAUAUAAACACUACGUGGAUGUUGAUUGUACUGAUAUUGAUUUCUGUUGCACCUGUCAAGUUUACAUCAAUUUGGACAUAUACAAUCCAUUGAGGAUAUCCAACAAUCCUACACUAUAUCCAUACCCGCCCAGUGUAACUAGUUCUGUAGUGGCAACGCUCAAAAUGAUUGAUCAUGAUCGAUGGAAUCUUGAGUUUUACGGCCAUCUCUGCAAAUUUAUCCAAAAGAAGUAUUUCUUGGUGGCCAAAAUAACAUACAAUGGCACUACAUACAGUUCAUAUGUCAUCAAUGGUAAAAUUGAUUUAUCGCAGGUACUAACAAAUGAAACAGCAAAACAUAUACAUAAGGAACUGAUUGCAGCGCAAAUGACUCUGAUGGAUAAGGUAAUCCUUGAACUUGUGUCAAUUGGUUCUCUUGAAUGGGAUAAUGACAUUGUGCAGUUAGUUGAUAUGGAUCCUGAUAAUGUUUGUUUCCACAUCGAUAUUCCACAACUCAACGGUCGAAUUGCUGAGUUUACGUUAUCAUAUGAAAGUAGUAAUGAUAACAACUUAACGCCAAGUAAUGGGGACAAACAUGCGUUAGAACUGUUAAUGACUUGCGUGAUAUACAAGAUUAGAGAUUUGAUAUUGCAUGAAUGGGAAAUUUAUGUUUUUGACGCGGCAAAUAGAUUUGCCGAUAUAGCUGUGCACUGGAAAAGUGGGAAAAUCGAGAAUACUGACAUAUUGUCUCAAAUGUUCAACUACCUAUUGCCAAAGCUCACUGCCGUAUUGAGCAAGUUACAUCCUAGUGUAUAUUAG